AUGCCUUUCUUCUUGGCGGUCAGCCAUGAGACGCUUGAGAACACUUACUUUGCCGCUGCGAUCCGUGGCUGUGCGUACCUGGAGCAGCAGGUUGCCUACCCCGUUGUUACCGAAGCAAUCCUUGCACUUCAAAGCUCUAUGGCUCGCAAGCUUGGCUUCUCCCUCAGCGACGCCAAUGACACUCGCAAGGUGAGGAAGACCACUGAUUUCAAGGUCCCUUCGAGUCAGAUGAUGCUGUUGCAGAUGACGCCGCUGGAGCCGAAGUUUUUUCAGAGUAUCGCAGCUGGUUGCCUGAAGGUUCAGAAUGGACAGCUCCAUGCACUCAAACGUUGGGGCUGGUGGGUUAGCUCCAAUGCGAAGCCUUGUCCAAGCGACAGGAUUGCCAUCAACGACGUCUUCAAUGUUGAAAUCUUCAAGGUGGAGAUGCUGCCAAACCAGAUCUCGGCUUUGGAUGUGAAGCCUGCAGUUGACACACCACGCUGGACUUUCUUCAUGGUGUCGAAGGCCGAGACUGAGCCGGAUGCAGGUGACAAGGAGUUUCCAGUCAGCUAUGCAUUGCCAGGCUUAUCAGCUUACCUGACGAAGAAUACUGAGCAAGCAAAGCGCCCGGAAUCAACGGAUUUUGUACCUCUUUUUCGUUCGUUGCCAGACGCGUGUCACGCUGCUUUUUACUUCACCAAGGGUGGCUACAAUACGGAGAUGAUCCUUUUCCAGUUGAGUUUGCCUUCCAGUGCUUUCAGCGAGGUCGGCUCCAAACAUAUCGUCUUGGACAGCAUUGCUGGCUCUGGUGUGGCCUUCGACUAUUGGGUUCUUCGCGCGCCCAGCCCAGAUUACUUGAACAGUUUCUGGAAGGCAUGUGCUGUGAAACAGCUGGUUGUGAGCCUCAAUCCCAUCUUGUGCUCACCCACAUCAAACGUUUCUUUUGAGAAGUUGUUUGAGCACCACAAGCUCGAUCUCGUCCGCCGCUUGGAGCACGAUGUGAUGUUGGCCGAAUCAGAUCUCAAGGACAAGACUGAUGCCCUGAAGCUGGCCAAGGCAAGUCUUUUGGAGACAGCUGAGCGUGAUGAGCCGGAAGGGUAG
Messenger RNA from Cladocopium goreaui, 1080 nucleotides. The record is from the annotation of a GenBank genome assembly. NCBI's taxonomy places the organism in Eukaryota, Dinophyceae, Suessiales, Symbiodiniaceae.